Diprion similis is the source of this 3830-nucleotide messenger RNA. RefSeq names its product fatty acyl-CoA reductase 1-like. The coding region runs from base 308 to 2530 and encodes 740 amino acids. Gene Ontology annotation, cellular component: peroxisome. The transcript has 6 exons. Gene Ontology annotation, molecular function: alcohol-forming very long-chain fatty acyl-CoA reductase (NADP+) activity. NCBI's taxonomy places the organism in Eukaryota, Metazoa, Arthropoda, Insecta, Hymenoptera, Diprionidae. Gene Ontology annotation, biological process: long-chain fatty-acyl-CoA metabolic process. The record is from RefSeq and is a predicted model, not a curated record.
GAAAUCAAGAUUCGCGGCCAAGUUACCUCAAGACGAGAGCGAUAAAUUUGUAUAAAAAAAGAGUGGGAAGUGCACUUUUUUGUGUCAUAUUCCAAUCCAUGUAGUGCCUAGACUGCCUUUCUCACCUCGCGUUAUACCAGUGCGGUUCACGAGACUAUUAUAGAAUUGCAUUCUCCCCAAAUUUUGAGCAGUAAAAAUAAUCGGUCUUGUGUCGUGUACCAGCUACGGCAACGGUGCUCGUUAGACAACAGCCAUACUGACAAGUAGAGUACUUUCUCAAUACACCCGUCUCCCUCAGUCUGCGGAUAUGGAGUCACACUCCGAAAUAGCGGAAUGGUACCGAGGAAGAUCGGUCUUUAUUACCGGAGCAACAGGAUUCGUUGGAAAAACGUUGGUCGAGAAGCUUUUGCGUUCCUGCCCCGACAUCGGAACGAUCUUUUUGCUGAUUCGUGACAAGAAGGGCACGUCCCCUCGAGACCGUGUCGAGCAGAUGCUGUCGGCGUGUUUGUUCGACGAGAUUCGGACCGCUCAACCAAAUCCAAGAGUCAAGCUCGUCGCCAUUCCAGGGGAUGUUAGCGUUCCAGGUCUGGGAAUAACCGCCGAAGACAGGUCGCUUCUGCAAGACACAGUAUCGGUGGUUUUUCACGUCGCAGCGACAGUGAGAUUCACGGAGCCGCUGCGAAAAGCGGUGGACGUAAACAUCGAAGGCACCAAGGCGAUGCUCCAGCUCUCUCAGGGGAUGAAAAACCUCCGCGCUAUUGUCCACGUAUCCACAGCUUACUCCAACUGCGGCAUCCCCGUCAUUCGUGAACGCAUCUAUCCGCCACCCAUGGACUUGUGUAAGGUGAAGGAUUGCGUGGCUGGCCUGGAUGACGAGCUUUUGGACCUAAUCACACCCAGGUUGAUCGGUAAACUGCCCAACACUUACACAUUCACCAAAGCUCUUGCGGAGCAUCUAGUCGCAGAGCAUUCGACUCAAUUGCCAAUUGCCGUCGUGCGGCCUUCCAUUGUCUGUGCCUCGUGGAAGGAACCGUCACACUCCGAAAUAGCGGAAUGGUACCGAGGAAGAUCAGUCUUUAUUACCGGAGCAACAGGAUUCGUUGGAAAAACGUUGGUCGAAAAGCUUCUGCGUUCCUGCCCCGACAUCGGAACGAUCUUUUUACUGAUUCGUGACAAGAAGGGCACGUCCCCUCGAGACCGUGUCGAGCAGAUGCUGUCGGCGUGUUUGUUCGACGAGAUUCAGACCGCUCAACCAAAUCCAAGAGUCAAGCUCGUUGCCAUUCCAGGGGAUGUUCGCGUUCCAGGUCUGGGAAUAACCGCCGAAGACAGGUCGCUUCUGCAAGACACAGUAUCGGUGGUUUUUCACGUCGCAGCGACAGUGAGAUUCACGGAGCCGCUGCGAAAAGCGGUGGACGUAAACAUCGAAGGCACCAAGGCGAUGCUCCAGCUCUCUCAGGGGAUGAAAAACCUCCGCGCUAUUGUCCACGUAUCCACAGCUUACUCCAACUGCGGCAUCCCCGUCAUUCGUGAACGCAUCUAUCCGCCACCCAUGGACUUGUGUAAGGUGAAGGAUUGCGUGGCUGGCCUGGAUGACGAGCUUUUGGACCUAAUCACACCCAGGUUGAUCGGUAAACUGCCCAACACUUACACAUUUACCAAAGCUCUUGCGGAGCAUCUAGUCGCAGAGCAUUCGACUCAAUUGCCAAUUGCCGUCGUGCGGCCUUCCAUGGUCUUAGCCUCGUGGAAGGAACCGGUUCCAGGAUGGACUGACAGUUACAGUGGCCCAACUCUUGCGGUGAUUGCUACCGCCAAGGGACUCGUGAGCAGUAUUUACGGGAAGAAGAAACUUGUUGCCGAUUUUAUACCCGUUGAUACAUGCGUCAAUAUUUUCAUAGCUGCCGCAUGGGAAAUCGGGAGCGGAGACAACACGAGACUCGUUCCAGAUAUACGAGUAUAUAAUUGUGUCUCCAGACCAUUCAGUCCCAUUACGUGGGGCUUGUUUGUAGAGGAAAUCCAUGCCUGUGAGAGGAAAUAUGCCCUAAGUGACGUCUUCAUGAUUCCAUACCUUACGAUGACCGAUUGCAGAAUGACGCACAUAGUGCUCAACGUCCUGAGGCAGGUACCCGGUGUUUUGGUAGAUUACUUCACCUGGGUGUCGGGUGGAAAACCAAGACUUCGCGCAUUCCAAAAAAAGAUACGCGUUGUAACCGAAUCAUUCGAAUUCUUCACAACACACGAAUGGGAAUUCGAGUCGACGAAUGUCAAGCUAUUGAGGGACCGGAUGUCGCCCGAAGAUCGGGAGACCUUCAAUAUUGACAUAUCGAAGAUAGAAUGGAGGAAGUUUAUCUACAAUUACUACAUGGGCAUUCGGCGAAAUAUCAUGCGCGAGGAAGAUAGUACUCUUGAACACGGCAGAAAGAUGAUGGCCAGGAAAGCACUGAUAGCGAAGACCAUUCCAUGGGGCAUUCUCGUCAGCAUCGUACUCGGGGUUAUUAGCUUCUAUGGAGUUCAGCUCCAAGGUAUCCUGUAAAUCAUUUGCAAUUUUUUGAAAAUAUGUGUCACCUCAGAUCCGUCAGUUUCGGUAUGCUGGCUUACGUCGCCGUAAUCAAUAGUUCAUAAGAUAGAGUAGAAAAAUAAAGUAACGUUUCGUCUCUCGAGAGUCUGAAAGAUAUAUUUUCAUACGUUUGAAUUACACGGGAUUUUUGAAUGACAAGACGUGUAACAUAGAAAUAGAAUGAGAUCGGGUAAAAAUAAUCAGGGUAGAAAAUCAGUUCAAGCUAAAGUAACACAGUAAAACCUCCAUUACCCGUGGGGAGACAACGGAACUGGGGCAUCACGAAUAAAUGAAAUCCACUAAUAAUCGGAAUAUAUAAUAAACACGUCAUUUCAUUCAGAGUUCAGCACAGUUCUUUAUUAAUCUUGCAAACAAUACGUGGCAGUAUCAUAGGUAUGAUUGAGGAAAAACAAAAGAAAUGUUUUUUUGAUCAAAUAUCCGCUCAACUUUGUUAAUAUCGGCACUUAUCAAAGACUAGAUAUCCUGGCAUGUUAUUUGUGGCAGUGCUACGCCUGCAAACCGCACCUACAAUAAAUGGAUGGCAUCUAUGUAUACACGGUUGCCAUACGUUAAGAGCUUCAUUCAAAUUUACCAUUUCCUCUCACACGAUCAGUCAGAUAUCUAAGCUACCACACUCUGUAAACUCAUCACCCAGAUCGAGAAAAUUAUUUUUCCAACUGUUAUAUGUUUUUGAGUCCUGAAAGACAUGGCCCUUUAAAAAAUUCAGUUUAUUAAUUGAUCUCACCAUCGGCAAACGAUACAAAGUGGUUUAAUGUACAGUAAGACGUAUCGGAGAUAAUUCAUUUCACACAAAACUCUCGGAAUAGAGAGCGUGCGCAGAUUUCAAGGACGUCAAGAUUAUGCCACUUUUGAAAAGCGUCAAUCGACGCCGUGCUUGGCUCUCGAGAUCCUCACAAGAACCGUGCGUAACUGAUUUCACUUAUAAUAGCUAAUACGUGACAGGUAUUUAGUUUCUUAGAACGUAACUUUUUAAGAAUUUUUGAUUGAGAUGGUCAACGCUUUGUACACUUCAAUAAAGAGGUAUUUUACUCACACCUAUUCCGCAGUAGGUUUGAAUCAAAUGCUUGUUUUUCCAGGAAUGAUCAAAUAAUAAUUUUUCAUCGUAACAGUUUUCUACACAUGCAUCCACGUAUGCAAAUUCAACUACGCGUAAAAGUCAAGGAUUUUCACGAUUUACUGGGUCAUUCAAUCAUCGUGUGUGACAAAUUAUACUUAGCCAAUAUGUAAUACAUAUUGACUGCAUAAUUUCAACGAA